Molecule: messenger RNA, 1536 nt
Organism: Contarinia nasturtii (swede midge)
Lineage: Eukaryota; Metazoa; Arthropoda; Insecta; Diptera; Cecidomyiidae
Product: nuclear hormone receptor family member nhr-85-like
Exons: 4
Coding region: 331-1191 (286 amino acids)
Biological process (GO): regulation of DNA-templated transcription
Molecular function (GO): DNA-binding transcription factor activity; zinc ion binding; sequence-specific DNA binding
Source: RefSeq, a predicted model, not a curated record
UAAAUUGUGCGCAAAUAAUCUUGUGAGUUUUUUUUUUUUCAAUUAAAAAUUAAUCUGUGCUAGAAGAUAUAAACGAUUGUGAAGCAUAUUAAAAAGACAUUUGCAUAACAAAUUAGUGCGUUUAUUUGAGAAGAAAACAAAGUCAAAAUGUUUUUAUCGUGAGAUUUCUUCAGCCGCUCCAUUGAUAUUGGACCUAGCCAAUUAUUGUGCGCAAUAAGUGACGAAGCAAACUUAACUUUGAUUUAUGAAUUUUAACAGAAUUUAACAACGAAGACAAAAAUCAAAGCGGCAACACAUUUGCUACAGUUAAUACUAAUAUAAGAUAAGAUAAUGAAUCCAUUAUGCAAAGUUUGUGGUGAUCCGGCGGCCGGGUAUCAUUUUGGAGCAUUUACAUGUGAAGGAUGUAAGUCAUUUUUUGGUCGGGCCUGUAAUAAAUCGCAAACAAUUCCAGAAUGCAAGAAAAAUAGUAAAUGUGUCAUCAAUAAAAAUACACGAACAACAUGUAAGGCGUGUCGUUUAAAGAAAUGCAUUCAGGUUGGUAUGUCCAAGGGUGGCUCAAAGUUUGGUCGCCGAUCGAAUUGGUUCAAAAUCAAUUUUCUGCUGGAGGAAAAACAAAAGGCAUCAAUGAAAUUGAAUAACAUAAGCGAACAAAUGAAAUCAGUUACGGAAAAUAGCUUGUUUACGCAGGCAUCUGCGUUAUUUCCAAAAUUUUCACAACAAAAUCAACAGCCAUCACCCUCAUCGACAUCAUCAUCAAAUAGCUUAGACAUGGCAUCAUCCAUUCCAUCGUACGCAAAUUUUCCAAGAAAUCAUGACCUAUCGCUGCAAUCAAAUCCAUUUUAUUCGGCCGCAAUGCAAUAUCCAUUGCACCCGGCAUUGCUUCAAACGGCAAUUGAAGGAUUGUCGGCAUUUUAUUUUAAUCAAAAUAUAUUACAACAACAGCGAAACGAAUCGGUAUCAAGUAAUGCAAGCAAUGAUGAAACCGAUUCGGAUUCAGCAUCAAAUGGUGGUGCUCAACAACACAAUACCAACGCAUCAAAUUUAAGAAUAUCCACCUCACCAACACCAUCAACUUCAUCGUCUAGCGAUAAUCAAGACUGUCCAAUGGAUUUGAGCAUCAAAUCGACACCUCGUCAAAUUGAUUUCUCAAUAUCAAGUCUACUGAAAAUUCCAAAAAUACCCACAGCCUAAAAUAAACUAGACUACGUAGAUAUUUUAAUUUUACACUUAUUUUGUUGAUGUUUUUAUUUCUUCUUAGGCAUUUCACAUGAUAUUGUUACAUUUAAAUGAAAGAAUUUACCGAAUGGGGGGAAUCGAUAUUUUUUAUACAUUUAUCUAAAGUUUGAACCAUUUAGAGCGAUAAAUAUAUAAUGAAUACCUUUAAAAUAUUUUUGCGAUAUACCGUAUGUACUAAUUACAAAAAUGUGCCCGAACAAUUGCAAACUUAAAACAAAAUAUCGUUACGCAUCUCAGAAUCUGCAUUAUCUGAAAUGCAAUUGAAAAUAAUUUGUUUGGAAAAUGUAUAGUUUAAUAGGC